GCUAACUGCAUAAACGGCCGGAGACGAGAACGACAUUAGCAGUGUGAAAGUAUCGACAUUAUGCCGAACACGAAGGAUCCCUUUCGAGAGGACGUGUCACUCCUCUACCCUGACAGUCACGGCCGGAAAAUCGACUGGUUCUCAGAUCCACCCUGCGAAACGCCGAUAAUCAAAGGCGUUGUCAAUCGGCUACAAAAAUGGCCUGCAGACUUAUUCGUAGCGUUCAUGGCAGCCUGUUUGAUCAUUGGAAGCCUGGUCUUCUUGAUCUUCCUCACGGUGGCCAUCUGUGUACCCACAGUCGUCGGUAACAGAAUAGAAGAAAUCUCGUUCCUGGAAGUUGGAGCAUCGCCCAACGCGUAUUUCUUCAAAUUGGAGAACCAGAACUGGUCCACGACCGACUACUGCUACAUCGAGACUGCUGCCAGGAGAUAUCCCGAAUUUAACGUGUACCUGAUAAAUUUAAUGAAGGAAGAGCCUAAUAAGGAAGGCUUGAAUCAGUCGAGUAUUAAUAGAACAAGGCUGGAAUCUAGAUUGAGCGAUUCGAAUAACUAUCAUUCCUCGAUACUGAGCCCGGAGGAUAGGCUUAGGCAACGAUUGGUACUUGGAAAUGGAAAUAUAAGGAACAUCAACGUGUCGAUCGAUAAAUUCUUCAAAGGUUCGAAACUGUCGAAAGUUGCGAAACAAUUGGACGACGAGGUGCUCGAAAUCGCAGCCAAAGCACAAUUGCUCUGGAGCGUUCCUGGGAUCGCGCUAAAACCGAGCAUGUUCUGCAAUCUGGAUUCCAUGAAGAAUUUCCUUUGCAACAGUAAGGACAAGUGUCUACCGGACAAAUUGGCAACCAUAGAGCCAGAAAACGAUAUUCAGCUGACGGGAGUGCCGUGUCAAGCCUUCAUGGGGUUCGUCGUCCAAGAAAUAUCGAGAAACAGUUACAAUGGGAAAUACACGUUAAGAGAAGCGGUAGAGAGAUAUUGUCCGAGAUUAUACUACUGUCCGGAAAUUCGGAUUGUCAAUCCAAAACCAAAGUGUCCGACUGACGCUUUAAACUGUCCUAUCGUUUAUUCGAGUAUACUGAUGCCCUUCGCAUGA
Eufriesea mexicana is the source of this 1086-nucleotide messenger RNA. RefSeq lists its product as uncharacterized. Lineage: Eukaryota; Metazoa; Arthropoda; Insecta; Hymenoptera; Apidae. The record is from RefSeq and is a predicted model, not a curated record. The transcript is spliced from 7 exons. Bases 61 to 1086 code for a protein of 341 amino acids.